AUGGGUCUUUCGAAUGCAUCUGUUGGAUACCUCAACUAUCCCACACAGGUAAUCUUUAAAUGUUGUAAGCUUGUGCCCGGUUCUGAUUGGUGGAAUACUUAUACAAGGGAAACGAUAUGGAUGGUUAGAUUUAUUUGCAGCUGUGCUUAUGAGCAUAGAGGAUAUGUGAUGAUUUCCGGCGCUCUUCUUGCAGACGCCGUAAUAGGCAAUAUUCAAGAGAAAAACAUGAAGAAAUAUGGUGGAUCUAGCAACGAAAUGGUCUUGUAUUCCUAUUCCAUAGGUUCUGUGUACUUGUUUGUGUACACGAUCGUUUCUGGAGAACUUUUCAGCGCCUUUCAAUUUUUUCUCGAUAAUCCAUGGAAAACAUACGGUUACUCUCUGAUCUUUGCACUUUUUGGAUACCUUGGCGUGAACGUUGUGCUUACCCUCAUAAAAGUGUGCGGAGCGCUUGUUGCGGUUACGGUCACAACACUGCGUAAAGCUCUUACUAUCACGCUCUCGUUCAUUCUGUUUUCGAAACCAUUCACUGUGGACUAUGUAUGGGCAGGCCUAGUUAUACUCGCAGCUAUUUACCUGAACUUGUACAGUAAAAACAAGCAAAAAUGGGACGCGGAAUUGAAGCGAUUCAUGAUGCGAUUCGUUUCGUCUUCGAGAGUCACAGUCUUCGCAAAGGAUGGCCCCUUCAUGGUCUAA
Molecule: messenger RNA, 693 nt
Organism: Cooperia oncophora
Lineage: Eukaryota; Metazoa; Nematoda; Chromadorea; Rhabditida; Trichostrongylidae
Source: the annotation of a GenBank genome assembly